GCGGAAUAGUAGCGCGCGAACAUUUAGCGCGAGUGGUCAAGAGACGAUAUGGCACGUCGCACCAGGUACCACCAUGUGACUCUUCACCUGCUCACUAUUCUCUGUCAAGCCCUGACGGAUGGACCACGAUUCGUGGAGCCUAUCCCCAACGUGACGGUGGUGCUGGGGAGGGACGCCAACUUACCAUGUGUCGUAGAAAACCUUGGCACCCACAAGGUGGCGUGGAUACACAUAGACAGACAGAUGAUACUGACGAUACACCGUCACGUGAUCUCCAGGGUGCCGAGGUUCAGUGUGUCUCACAGCCAGAACACGUGGUUACUGCACGUGACAGGGGCGCAGCAAGAGGACCGAGGUUACUACAUGUGUCAGGUCAACACCAACCCCAUGAUCAGCCAAGUUGGUUACCUGCAAGUCAAAGUUCCACCAAACAUAGUUGAUGAGGAGAGCACACCCUCGUCAGUCGCAGUGAGGGAGAAUCUGAACAUCAGCCUGGUGUGCAAGGCUGAGGGGCUGCCAGCUCCCAAAGUCACGUGGAAGCGAGAGGACAGUCAGUUGCUUCUUGUAGACCGCAGGAACGAAGUGAUAUCCUACGACGGGGACUACCUCAACAUAAGCCGUAUCAGUCGCAAGGACAUGGGAGCCUAUCUCUGCAUAGCAUCCAAUGGUGUGCCUCCUGCAGUCGUCAAAAGAAUUGUGGUCGAUGUGGAAUUCUCGCCGAUGAUCUUCGUUCCUAACCAACUUGUGGGGGCUCCCACUAACACGAACGUCACACUGGAGUGUCUCACAGAAGCGCACCCCCGGUCCAUCAACUACUGGGUGUAUCAGGGGACCAUGUUACUGUCAUCAGCCAAACACACCAUGUCCGUCAAUGUUAACGGAUACCGGGUCAAGAUGCGCCUCACUAUUCACAACCUGCUCAAACGCGACAUCGGCAACUACAGAUGUGUCUCCAAGAAUUCCCUGGGAGAGACUGAGGGCUCUAUCAGGCUGUACGAAAUCCCAAGACCAUCUGUGCCACCUAAAACAGUUCUGCUAUCCAGUAGUCCAAAAAGACAAGAGAGGCCUGUCUACUCCGUGACCAGCACUACGCCGCCCUCAUACCCCUCAGAGUGGAGCCGAGGCUCUAUGAGUUCCCCGUACCUCAUCCAACCUGUCGCAGACAGCGGACGACGCCUCAGCUGGGCGACUCAAGCCCAAGCCGUAGUCGCGGCCUCGCUCAUCAUGCAGUCCGGCCUCAUGCGAUCUCUAUAAUCCCAGUUUCCAUUAAGCUAAUUAACCAAGCCUCAAUUGCUGCAUAAUAUAUUUUUGACAUUCCUUGUAAAUAUGAACAUGUUUAUACGUGCCACGCCA
Messenger RNA from Homalodisca vitripennis (glassy-winged sharpshooter), 1353 nucleotides. RefSeq names its product lachesin-like. The coding region runs from base 49 to 1254 and encodes 401 amino acids. Gene Ontology annotation, cellular component: neuron projection. The transcript has 9 exons. Lineage: Eukaryota; Metazoa; Arthropoda; Insecta; Hemiptera; Cicadellidae. The record is from RefSeq and is a predicted model, not a curated record.